CUUAGCGCACUUAGGGGCUAGCUUUGAUCAGGUUCCUUAGACUUGGACUUGUGGAAGGGCCCUUGUGGAAAUAUCGAUAGUAUAGUGAUCACAGUGCGACGUUAAAAAAUAUAACCGAAAUAUCAUCAAAUUUAAUUCACUAAUUCGCCGUUAAAUGUUGUCCAGAAGAGAAGUCGAGAAUACGCCUUACCAAUACCUUUCUGGUGGAUGUACUAGAGUGAAGAAUUAUUUCAGAAUAAGUCAGAAAUCUUUAUCUUUUUUUUUUGUAAAUUCCUAAGUUUGAGGUUUUAGUAAAUAUAAUUAUUUUAGAAGUUGGCAUUUCUAAUGCCCUAUCAUAGCGGGUAUAAGCUGAGAGUCCGUCUUGGCGUGUCACUCGUACUGGCUAUCCACUUUUUAGCUCACAGUUAUUAGUUGUAAUUUGCGCAGAUCAAGCAAGUGUGCUCUUGUUGUUAAAAUCAAGGCGAAGCAACUGUAGAACAUUUUUAUAGGAAUAUGUAUGUAUAAUGCCAGAGAUAAAUCUGCAAGUCCUUUUUCUGCCGUUACAUGACGCUAGAAAUAUUGACGAAUAAAAGUUUUGAUUUUGGUAUGCUGUGUUUGUCCUUCUGCUCUGUUUACGCUCAAGGCAAAUUGCAAUGAUGAAAAGCCCUACUUGAGACAAAGAAAUGUCUGCCCUGCAGCUCUCGGUAAAAUGAGGAGUGUGCGAAGUCGUGCGGACAAAAUGGGCAAAGAAAAUCACUAAAAAAGAGAUCGGACUAUCAAGCAUUUGUUUCUAAAUGGAUUCCUUGGCGAACUAUGGCGUUAUUAUUACUACUAUGUCCUUAAAACGAAUUUCAGCUGAAUCCUCAUAUUGCUUAGCUCUGGACUCCGCGCUAUGAAGACCAAUAAUUUCACCGACAGCCUGUUGUUUGUAGUGCAUGCAAAGCAGGCUAGGGUCACAGUGGAUCACCGCAUUCGACCAAUCCUGUGCAUCAUAAUAACGCAACAAUAAAGUAUUGGGUUCCUUCAUUCUAGGAAACCGCGCCUUGAUUGGCGUCGGUUAUAAGUAUGCCGCUUUUGGAUAUAAUCAAUAAACUUCGAUAAACCUAUUUAUUGACGAAAUUCCAUGCGAAAUUAAAUAAGGAGUACAAACGGUGCGACUGCAACCAUCUAUCUCGAGAGAAACAGAAACCGAGAUCGGGGUUCUUCUUUUCUCUUGAUGCAAAGCAACUUUUUGUAACAUUGAUUAUCGAGUAAAUUCCGGCUCCUGUUUAACAUUGACUGUUUCACGAUCAUUCAAAAUACAGCUCUUGUCUCUGUGGAUUUACUUCGCCGAGUGAACCGAAAUGUUUUAGUGUGUAAGGGGCAAAGGGUGAGUGCUUGAAGAUUACCACUGAUUGGUUAAGGAGAUUCUUAGCUGGGGGAUUUUUUGAAUAAUGUCACACGCUCAGGUCUUCGGGUUGUGCGCUUCAAAUAACAGCAACAGUCUGACAAGAUAGACAGAUAGCAUUGAAAAUCGCUCGGGUAUACAGUUGAUAUUUAGAACAUAGUAUACCAACUGAAAUAUGAUUGAAGUUAUUGAGGGGAGAGUUGUGCUGUCUUCAAAGCCUGAAUACGUCUUGGAUUUUGAUGAGUUUACGCGACAAGGCGAAGCUUCCGAAAGUGGAAAUCUGAAGAGUAAGCUGCUCAAAGCUGCAAUGGAUGCAUGGAACCUUAAGCAAGACGACAAAGGGUCCCUUUUAUGGGCCCUGGAGCUGUUCCAAUUGUUAACCUUGCAAAUCCAACCCAACAACCUGCCAAGAUUUCCGUAUCAAGAGAGCCAAAUUAACGUAUGGUUUUCGUACUCCAGAGACUGCAAUCAGAACUUGCCUAAUGUUAUGAUGAUCAACCUCGAUUCGCACGGGAAGGAGACGAAUACCCAUCAUUUGCAGAACGAGCUUCAGUUUCCUGAUGGUCUAUUGGAGAGGGAUCACCGUCUCUUCUACCAUGGGACGAACCACAUGAGCGCUCAGUCGAUCUUACGAGAUGGAAUCGACCUCGACAAAUGCCGCCCGCAACUUGACUUUAGCGUGUCUCGUGGAUUCUACUUGAACAACAACUUUGACGAAGCGGAGGAAUGGGGAUUCAGUAGAGGGGGCGGGAGAGGGAAAUGCGCAGUUCUGGUAUUCAGAAUAAAGCAGAACAUUUUAAAUAGACAAAAUCACGUGGACCUGACAGGGACAGAACAAGAAGAAGAAUGGAGGCGAAUUGUCAAAGGGUGCAGAAAUGGCGAUAGAAAAAUAUCUAAGGAACUAAAAAGAAAGGAUUUUGUGCAAGGACCGAUAGCCGGACUAUCAAAGAGGGCAGGAGGAUAUAGUAUCCAUAUUAAGGAAGGCAGUUAUCAAUUGUGCAUACUGUCGGAUGACCUAGCGAGUACUUUUGAUUGUGCGCUGCAUUCUGUCGUAUUUUACACCAGGGACUAACACGCUAAGGACGGACACAAUGAGAACAUUGAGCCACAUUCAAAUGGAUGAAUGGUACAUUGGUACAUUGGGUUAUCGCUUUAAACAUUGAAUUUACGAGACUAACGUUUGUUUGUGGUUUUAGACUCAAUUUACAAUGAAUCAAUAGGUAAACCCAUCAACCUAGAUGGAACCUUCAAGUAAUGCGAAAUUUCUAUAAAUGUACAGGAAAAGAAUGUAAAUAGAUGUAUUAUUAUGACAUAUACCGCAUAUCGUAUGUCUCCAAUAUGUCUCCAAUAUUAUCGAUUUUUUGGAGUUAA
Molecule: messenger RNA, 2737 nt
Organism: Nematostella vectensis (starlet sea anemone)
Lineage: Eukaryota; Metazoa; Cnidaria; Anthozoa; Actiniaria; Edwardsiidae
Exons: 1
Coding region: 1542-2438 (298 amino acids)
Source: RefSeq, a predicted model, not a curated record